Toxoplasma gondii ME49 is the source of this 513-nucleotide messenger RNA. RefSeq lists its product as hypothetical. Lineage: Eukaryota; Apicomplexa; Conoidasida; Eucoccidiorida; Sarcocystidae. The transcript has a single exon. Bases 1 to 513 code for a protein of 170 amino acids. The record is from RefSeq and is a predicted model, not a curated record.
AUGGAGGUCGUCCGAUGCCGUGCAUCUACCCCCCAAUUUAACGCGGAGAGUCAGGUCGUCGGGACUCUCUCCUUGCCGGAGGAGAGACCUCUUUCCGUGGUACGUCUGCCGUUCGCAGGCCACCACCCUGCAAACCGCGUUCCCGAGCGGCAGUCCAGCACUAUUGCGGGUUACAGCCACUUUGGAGCAGAGGACGAUGACAGAGCGGUGAUGAUGCUGUGCUGCUGGCUACGCUCUUACAAUAAAAUGGAAAGAACACGCAGGAAAAGGCACGACGAGUUGGAACAGAAACGUUCCUCCACGAGACUGCGUGCAGUGUGUACGUCUCCUGCAUGCAAAUCUACCCCCUCAGGCGGAGCGCGGGCUUGUCGUUCUACCGUGCCGCUCAGGAAGCGGAAAAGCGGCAAGCAAACUUGCAGCGCAGAGUUCGUAAUUUUUCUUGCCAGCUCGCUCUUUUCAACUUAUUCGUUCACAAACGCUUCGUGUGCAUCUUGUAGCCACUCGUUGAUGUAG